Bathycoccus prasinos is the source of this 1095-nucleotide messenger RNA. RefSeq lists its product with no specific name. The transcript has a single exon. The coding region runs from base 1 to 1095 and encodes 364 amino acids. The record is from RefSeq and is a predicted model, not a curated record. Gene Ontology annotation, biological process: endoplasmic reticulum unfolded protein response; retrograde protein transport, ER to cytosol. NCBI's taxonomy places the organism in Eukaryota, Viridiplantae, Chlorophyta, Mamiellophyceae, Mamiellales, Bathycoccaceae. Gene Ontology annotation, cellular component: endoplasmic reticulum lumen.
AUGUCCAGACCCUUCUUCCUCUUCCUUUUUUUCCUCCUUCCAGUGGCUUUGAUAGUACUCCCAGCAGUCGUCGUCGUCGAGGCAUCAUCGUCCUUCGACGACGCCGUGAACACGCGCUUACACGACUUGAGAAAGAGAAACCAAGCUUUGAAAGAUUCUCUUCGGAGGAAAUUGGAGGAAACGUCCACGAAAUUGGACGUGGAAGACGCGUUUAUCGUCGCUUUGAACAACGCGCACGAAGACGAAUCGCUGAUAACGAGCGAACGAUUAAAAAAGAAAACGAAAGGGAAAGAGUUGGAAUUUAUCACCGAUCACGAGGGGCAAACGUUCGCGUGCGUUUUACCUUCUUCGUCGUCUUCGUCUUUAAAGAAGAAGAAGAAAGGAGAAGAAGGAGAGAAAGAGAACGGAGGGGGAGACAACAAACGAGAAGAAGGAGAUGCGGAAGAGGAAGAAAAAGAAGAAGAAGAAGAAGAACCAAACGCUCCAUCGAUUGCGUCGCUACUGCAGCCGCUCACGAACGCGUGCUUCUAUAGAUUUGAAGGAUGGUGGACGUACGAGUUUUGUUUCAAGAAACACGUUCGACAGUACCACGUAGAAAGUAACGCGAAAGUUUCCGUGGACUACUCUUUAGGUAAAUUUAACGAAGCUUUGACUAAUAAAACGCGCGACGAUGAAAAUGAAACGGAAAUUAAGAAACGAGAGGCAUCGGUGGGUAUUCCAGCGACGGCGUUUCACGUGCAUCAUUUUACAGACGGUACGGAGUGCGACAUCGGUUCGUUAGAAACGAGGAAAACGGAGGUACACUUUGUGUGCGCAGAGGAAGGACAGAACACAGUUUUGAGCGUCAAAGAGCCGACUACGUGUUCUUAUAACUUACAAUUCGCGACGCCUUUGCUGUGUUCACACGAAGCGUUUGUUACGAAGGAGAAGAACAUCGAGCCAAUUCGGUGUUACGCGUACAAAAAUGAAAAGGAAGACGAAAGAACGUUUCAAGAAAUACUCCUCGACGCUGGUAAUUACGACGAAGAGGACAUUAAUAGCAAAAAUAGCGAGCGAGAAAAUAGCGACGGCCACGGUAAAAACGACGAGUUGUAA